Aspergillus eucalypticola CBS 122712 is the source of this 1328-nucleotide messenger RNA. RefSeq names its product tetratricopeptide repeat protein 1. The record is from RefSeq and is a predicted model, not a curated record. Gene Ontology annotation, molecular function: protein binding. The transcript has 3 exons. NCBI's taxonomy places the organism in Eukaryota, Fungi, Ascomycota, Eurotiomycetes, Eurotiales, Aspergillaceae. The coding region runs from base 56 to 886 and encodes 276 amino acids.
GCAAACCACCAGUGGAAUACACGGACUUGGUGAGCCUACAACAAUAAGGACAAAUAUGACGAACGACGCGAAACAAAAGGCCGACAAUACGGCUAACAGUGACGGGGAAGAAGAAGAGGACAUGUUUCACGAUGCGCGCUUCCCCGCUGAAGAAGAAACGCGACUCUUAGAAGAAUCCCAUACCAUCAAAGCCGAAGCCAACAAACUAUUUACCGCAGCGUGUUAUGACCAAGCUAUCUCGUGCUACGACCGCGCCCUCGCCUCAUGCCCCAACUACCUCGACUACGAAGUCGCCGUUCUGCGAAGCAACAUGGCCGCAUGUUAUCUGAAACUUGAAGACUGGAAAGCGUCUGUCGACUCAGCGACAGCAUGCAUCGAUCGCUUGGAUAAGGUGGUUCCUUCAGCGACAGGGACAGCAGAUGCGGAGGGUGUCAAUGGAAAGCAGCCGCAAGAGUCGAGUGGCGAAGACGCCGUGGUCGAGAUAACGGGUGACGAUGACGAAGCCGAGGAAGAGCUGAAGCGGUUACAAAAGCAGGAUGAGAGGAAACGGGAUGUGCUGCGUAUUCGCGCAAAGGCGCUCAUGCGACGGGCGCGGGCGAAAAUGCAGCUCGGUGGCUGGGGGAACCUGCAAGGGGCGGAAGAGGAUUAUAAGGAGUUGGCUGCCAUGGACAAUUUACCAUCAGACGAUAAGCGAAUUGUGCAGAAGGCUCUUCGGGAGUUGCCUGCGAAGAUCGGUCAAGCGAGGGAGAAGGAGAUGGGGGAGAUGAUGGGGAAGCUCAAGGAUCUGGGUAAUGGAUUCCUUAAGCCGUUUGGGCUGUCGACAGAUAACUUCAACUUUGUGCAGGAUCCGAAGACGGGUGGAUAUAGCAUGAACUUCCAGUCAUGAGCUUCCAGUUAGUUGAUGCGCUGAUAGAUUGGCCGGUUAUGGUGCAUCGCGGAGUUUGAAUUUUUGAUAGCUGAGCGUCAUUUAAAUUAGUCGUCAUUUCAUGCCCGACAUGGGUUCCCUUGGUAGACGAUAUUUACAAAUCAUUGACAGGACAGUAGGGGUUUGGAUUACUACUGUUGUAGUCGUGGUCAAGUAACAGCGGUUGGGCCAUGCCUUAUGUUGAGCGCAGCCAAAGCAACGCGACAGCCAUGGUCUGAUUGAAGUCGCUUAGCAGCUGCAGCAUCGGACCGAGUGUCAACAGAGCUGGGGGCAGGGCGAUACCAGAAAGAGUCAAGAUGGACAUGGGGAUCCCCGCAUAUCCGCACUGGGGGAUUUCCGAGCGGGUUGCUAUAUCCUUAACUCCGGACUGCCAUCAACUCAAAUCAACACCAUUCCUCUCCAC